UUUUGAUGGAGAAAUAAAUACUGCAUUCUGGUGUCUCCUUUUGUAACGUUUCUGGAUAAAUGGCCCAACGGCAGAGUUUUGCAGGUCUUGGCAUAGCUCAACAAAGUAACUGCUACUGCCCCUGGGAAAGAGUGAAGCUGGAGUUCCAGCCCAGCCAGGGAUUUCAUUUUGGUAGUACUUCUGGAAUUCACAUCUUUCUUCUUUAUUGUGAGACUACAGUUCUUGCUGGAAAUCAGGAUGAAGACCCAGUAGAAGAUCCAAAUCUUCAUUUGAACAUUGAGGAAUUAAACCAAGAGUUCAUGGCAAAAAGUGAAGAACUCUACGACUCCCUCAUGAACUGCCACUGGCAGCCUCUGGAUACGGUUUACUCUAAAAUCCCAGAUGAGACCCCAAAGUGAGGCAAGGUGUUCCUUAAGCUCCCCAACUUUCAU
Messenger RNA from Otolemur garnettii (small-eared galago), 431 nucleotides. It is a transcript of the gene CUNH6orf52, whose product is annotated as chromosome unknown C6orf52 homolog. Bases 60 to 398 code for a protein of 112 amino acids. Gene Ontology annotation, cellular component: nucleus. The record is from RefSeq and is a predicted model, not a curated record. Gene Ontology annotation, molecular function: tRNA binding. Gene Ontology annotation, biological process: selenocysteine incorporation. The transcript has 6 exons. Lineage: Eukaryota; Metazoa; Chordata; Mammalia; Primates; Galagidae.